Messenger RNA from Cordyceps militaris CM01, 717 nucleotides. RefSeq names its product DlpA domain protein. The transcript has 2 exons. The record is from RefSeq and is a predicted model, not a curated record. Bases 1 to 717 code for a protein of 238 amino acids. NCBI's taxonomy places the organism in Eukaryota, Fungi, Ascomycota, Sordariomycetes, Hypocreales, Cordycipitaceae.
AUGUCUUCCGCCGCCGUUUUCGCUCAGGCCAUUAGCGAGCUGGAAAAUUACACGGCCUGCGAUAUCUCCGAUGCGCUCCUCAAGCUCAAGGUGCCGGGUGCCGGGUUCAUAUCCGAUCUCACCCAAUACAGCCCGCGCAAUACGUCGAGUGGCAGCAUCAAGGAAGAGAAAGUGACAGUAGCGCCGGUAUCCACAGUCUUAUUUACAGCAAAGGACGAGGAUCCGGCCACGACUAGCUCGCGACCUGCGCCGAACUUUCCCAAAAACACACACUGGGUCGACAAUGCCGUUCCCGGGACAUUUGCCAUCCUGCAACAGGCUGCCGGCCAAACAAACGCAAUCUGCGGAGGCAUCAUGGCCCUGCGUAUGAAGGUCCUUGGUGUCAAGGGUAUUAUCGUGGCGGGUCGCGUGCGAGACUUGGUAGAACUGCAAAGCACGGAGCUCCCUAUCUGGGCACUCGGUACGUCAACUGUCGGAUCGGGCGGUAGCAGCACGCCCUGGGCUCGGGAGGUUCCGCUGACGAUCAACGGUGUGCUCGUCACACCCGGUGAUCUCGCGUUCAACGACCCAGUCAACGGAGUGGUUGUCAUCCCACAAGACAAAGUCGCCCAGGUGCUGGAGCUCCUGCCGAAGCUGACCUCGGCUGAUGACAAGGCCAAGGCCGACGUCGCCCUUGGUGUGUCCGUCAAGGAGGCUUUUGAGCGCCACCGCGGAUAA